CGGUCUUUUUGGUGCGGCACACCAGAAGACACCAAUGAGUGGCCAGCGACUGCUGUAAAAUCUCACCGGGACGCUGACGACGUUUAUCUUUAGCUGAAAAUGUGUUUCACUACGUCCUUCUUGUAUUUUCUUCUUGAGCAAGGCUGAGACAACUGAUAUUCGUCUCUCAAAUCCUCCUGAUUAGCCAGAUAUUUCAGUUGACUGUAUCCUUGUAAGUAUGACUGACUCAGAUGUCACAGAAUAGGCAUUUUGAUUUGUAUUUCUCAAGUUGUUCAAUUCCUUGAAAUGUCUCUCAUUGCCCCGUUUUUUUGAGCUGACAGACACCAAGUCAAUGAUUUUGGUAUAAGCUUUUACUUAUUUGCCGCGGCAAAUAUAUACCCAACAUGAAAGGUCUUCCAAGUUUAUCGUUGUUUUUCUGGAAUCAGAGAGGAUUCUCGUUUGAGGUUGAGGGUGCUUGUAAGAGCCUGGGCAAAGAGUAUAUUGUUAGAUGUGGUGUAGACUUCAAUGGCACGGGGUAUCUCAAGUCAAUAGGUCCUACUCCCAGACGAGGUAAAUUUCAGCCCGAUCCGGAUGUCGCGGGCGUCGGAGUAAGUCCAAAUUUCUUCUCAACUCUCACCUCACCAAAAUUUGGAGUGGUUCUAACUGCCAGCGUAGAUCAUCUCCUCCAUGAUCGCACAAGCAAUAGCCGUCUGUCUCCUCGCACUCUGGACCCUCUAUCUAAAAAAACGCAACAGCAAAAUCUGGCUAGAAUUCUUCACAGGCUUUCUCUUUUCCGUCUCAGAUAUGUCGUCGAUCCUCUCACUCGCCUACAUCAUCAACUUCAUGCUCACCGGGAAAUGCAAGAUGUCGACGUACCACUACUACAUAGUCCUAGACACCGUUCUACUAGCCUGUUCCACCAUAGCCCUAACCUUCCAUAGCUGCCGCCACGUAUUCUUCUCCACCCGCGGCUGGAUCCUCCGCGUCCCUGUCGCCCUACUGAUCUUCUGCCUUCUUGGGAUCUUCCUCUCUUACCAAUUCUUCGUUCAUACCAAAAACAAUUUUCCCGAAUGGGUGCCACCUGUUGGUCGCAACGAUAGCGGGUUACUCUUACCUGUCUCCUGCUUCUUUGAUAUUGACCUGAUGAACGGAAAGGAAAACCCGUUCUCACCACAUCGACAAAUUAAGAAGCCUGGGAAGCCUGGGGAGAAAAAGAGUAAACCUGUUUAUGUACACGAACCUCUGACUGAGACCCAACUAGACCGUCUCGGGCAUCCAAUCCAGAACUACAAAAUCCCCCAUUUCUACCUCUACGGUCUCCUAACACUCUCCCUAAUCCUCGCUAUCAUCUUCAAUAUCUGGCAGCAUUUCGUCGUAGACAGAAGAGCAAGAGCCUCUAAAACCACACCCAAAGAACGAAGGGGACUAGGACGUUACGCAAGAUGGGCUUUCCGCUCUCUUGUCUAUGGAAUCUCGAUACUUUGCACGAUUUUCUGUACGGUGCAUAUGCUGAAGCUGCGAUCGUGGGCUGAACACUCGGGGUGGUUGAUUGAUGAAAGUGAGUCUAGAUGGUAUUCGCUGGGGCAGCUUUUACCUCCUAUGGCGCUUGGUAUUUCGCUGUUUAUGUUGUUGGAUAGUUGGGGGGAGAAGAGGAGGCGUGUUAAAGGCGCUGGCUUGAAUUUGAGUCAGAAGGGGGAAUAG
Molecule: messenger RNA, 1680 nt
Organism: Hymenoscyphus albidus
Lineage: Eukaryota; Fungi; Ascomycota; Leotiomycetes; Helotiales; Helotiaceae
Source: the annotation of a GenBank genome assembly